AUGGAGGAGGCUAGGGUGUGCUCUCCUCUCCCAGACCUCAGGGAGCCAGACAGCCAGACAUGGACCUCUAUGGAGCUCCCACCACCAAGCAGGCCACUGGAGGAGGAUAUUGGGUGGGGAGAGAUGGGGGAGCAGGUGAACGAGGCAGACAGGGUGAAAGAGGACAACUCUCCUCAGACUGGAAGGACCUCUGAGGAGCCAGAUGAGCACUGGGACUCCAUGACUUUACCUGUGUACCCCAUGACCUGUCCCAGUGUCCUUAUGUCCUUUGCCACAGUGCAGUGGGACAUGCCUGACCCUUCCCCUGACACGCCCUUCCCCAUGACUGACAACAGCUUGGCUGAUGAGCUGGACUCCAGUGGAGCAGCCAGUCUGGACUGGACUGUGAGCCCGCUGUCCCUCCACCAGCAGCAGCAGCAUGAAUCCUGUAUGACAGUGAUAAACAUAGAGCUGUCUGUCCAGGAGAAGACCGAGAAGCACAAUAGACCGGAGCAACAGUUGCCUCUGGAUACAGACCAGAGUGAAAACUCCCAUCCGGUACGUCAGCCCGACAGGGAGGGACUGUGGUUGUGUGUCUGUUUGAGAUGAUAGCAUUGGGUACUGUGUGUGUGUGUGUGUGUGUGUGUGUGUGUGUGUGUUUGUCUGUCUGAGAGAGUGCAAGAGGAAGAUAAUAUUUAGGGUGAUAAAAUACCACUACCUCUGUGUUCAUAGACACCAGUAUUUAGGUUUCAGUCAUAGGUGGGGAAGAGGUGGAUGGAAUAUAUACCGUUAUACAUAUCAGUCAUCUGAGACCAAGGUCCCUUCUGUCUGAGUGAUGAUCAACCCACGUCUUACUUAAUCACAAGUUCUUCCUGGCCCGAUGUUUAUUGUUGACAACUGCUGUUGCAAUUCCAGGCAUGUGAUACACCAAGCCCAGAUGUGGAGGAGCAUGCAGCACAUACACAGGAAGCGGAGGCUUCAGCACAACAGCUAUUUGAGGACCAUGGUGAGUGCAGGCCCUAGUCAUUGUUCACAAACUAAUCACAGGCUAACUCUUAUGUUAUAAAUUGUUAAAAGGUAAAAAAUGCAUCAGUUGGACAAUAGAUGAAGAUGCUCCAUAUUUUUAGAAUAAAACAAGGUCAGGCAUUUUGGUGGGAAUUCAGGUAUUCCAUUUAUUGUAAAAUGUCACUUUGUUAUGCACUCAUACAGUGAGGGAAAAAAGUAUUUGAUCCCCUGCUGAUUUUGUAUGUUUGCCCACUGACAAAGAAAUGAUCAGUCUAUAAUUUUAAUGGUAGGUUUAUUUGAACAGUGAGAGACAGAAUAACAACAAAAAAAUCCAGAGAAACGCAUGUCAAAAAUGUUAUAAAUUGAUUUGCAUUUUAAUGAGGGAAAUAAGUAUUUGACCCCCUCUCAAUCAGAAAGAUUUCUGUCUCCCAGGUGUCUUUUAUACAGGUAACGAGCUGAGAUUAGGAGCACACUAUUAAAGGGAGUGCUCCUAAUCUCAGCUUGUUACCUAUAUAAAAGACACCUGUCCACAGAAGCGAUCAAUCAAUCAGAUUCCAAACUCUCCACCAUGGCCAAGACCAAAGAGCUCUCCAAGGAUGUCAGGGACAAGAUUGUAGACCUACACAGGGCUGGAAUGGGUUACAAUACCAUUUCCAAGCAGCUUGGUGAGAAGGUGACAACAGUUGGUGCGAUUAUUCGCAAAUGGAAGAAACACAAAAUAACUGUCAAUCUCCCUCGGCCUGGGGCUCCAUGCAAGAUCUCACCUCGUGGAGCUGCAAUGAUCAUGAGAACGGUGAGGAAUCAGCCCAGAACUACACGGGAGGAUCUUGUCAAUGAUCUCAAGGCAGCUGGGACCAUAGUCACCAAGAAAACAAUUGGUAACACACUAUGCCGUGAAGGACUGAAAUCCUGCAGCGCCCACAAGGUCCCCCUGCUCAAGAAAGCACAUAUACAGGGCCGUCUGAAGUUUGCCAAUGAACAUCUGAAUGAUUCAGAGCAGAACUAGGUGAAAGUGUUGUGGUCAGAUGAGACCAAAAUAGAGCUCUUUGGCAUCAACUCAACUCGCCGUGUUUGGAGGAGGAAUGCUGCCUAUGACCCCAAGAACACCAUUCCCACCGUCAAACACGGAGGUGGAAACAUUAUGCUUUGGGGGUGUUUUUCUGCUAAGGGGACAGGACAACUUCACCGCAUCAAAGGGACGAUGGACGGGGCCAUGUACCGUCAAAUCUUGGCUGAGAACCUCCUUCCCUCAGCCAGGGCAUUGAAAAUGGGUCGUGGAUGGGUAUUCCAGCAUGACCCAAAACACACGGCCAAGGCAACAAAGGAUAGGCUCAAGAAGAAGCACAUUAAGGUCCUGGAGUGGCCUAGCCAGUCUCCAGACCUUAAUCCCAUAGAAAAUCUGUGGAGGGAGCUGAAGGUUUGAGUUGCCAAACGUCAGCCUUCGAAACCUUAAUGACUUGGAGAAGAUCUGCAAAGAGGAGUGGGACAAAAUCCCUUCUGAGAUGUGUGCAAACCUGGUAGCCAACUACAAGAAACAUCUGACCUCUGAUUGCCAACAAGGGUUUUGCCACCAAGUACUAAGUCAUGUUUUGCAGAGGGGUCAAAUACUUAUUUCCCUCAUUAAAAUGCUGUCACGAUCGUUGAGAGACGGGUCGGACCAAGGUGCAGCGUGAAAAGCGUACAUGUUUAUUAACUCAAUAAACAUACAACAAAACAAGCAGUAACGUGAAGUCCUCAGGCUAUACACAUACAAGCCUAAACGGAACAAGAUCCCACAAUGCAACGUAGGAAAUAAGCUACCUAAGUAUGAUCCCCAAUCAGAGACAACGAGCGACAGCUGCCUCUGAUUGGGAAUCACACCCGGCCAAACCUAGAAAUACACAUUCUAGAUCCUAAACAUAGAUAUACAUAACAUAGAACUCAACAGAAAACUCACACCCUGACCCAACCAAUGAGAGUUCUCUCGAUCAGGGCGUGACAAAUGCAAAUCAAUUUCCAAAAAAAAUUACAUGCGUUUUUCUGGAUUUUUUUGUUGUUAUUCUGUCUCUCACUGUUCAAAUAAACCUACCAUUAAAAUUAUAGACUGAUCAUGUCUUUGUCAGUGGGCAAAGGUACAAAAUCAGCAGGGGAUCAAAUACUUUUUUCCCUCACUGUAUAUCAGGUAAAAAAUAUAUACUUUGUGAUAAAAUAAAUAAAAUUAUAUGUGCCUCACUUGCAUAUACAGUGCAUUCGGAAAGUAUUCAGACCUCUUUACUUUUCCCCCAUUUUGUUACAUUGCAGCCUUAUUCUAAAAUGGAUUUUCCUCAUUAAUCAACACACAAUACCCCAUAAUGACAAAGCAAAAACAGGUUUUUAGAAAUUUUAGCAAAUGUAUUAAAAAUCAAAAACGGAAAUAUCACAUUUACAUAGGUAUUCAGACCCUUUACUCAGUACUUUGUUGACGCACCUUUCGCAGCGAUUACAGCCUCGAGUCUUCUUGCGUAUGACGUUACAAGCUUGGCACACCUGUAUUUGGGGAGUUUCUCCCAUUCUUCUCUGCAGAUCCUCUCAAGCUCUGUCAGGUUGGAUGGGGAGCGUCGCUGCACAGCUAUUUUCAGGUCUCUCCAGAGAUAUUAGAUCGGUUUCAAGUUCGGGCUCUGGCUGGGCCACUCAAGAACAUUCAGAGACUUGUCCGGAAGCCACUCCCGUGUUGUCUUGGCUGUGUGCUUAGGGUUGUUGUCCUGUUGGAAGGUGAACCUUCGCCCCAGUCUGAGGUCCUGAGCGCUCUGGAGCAGGUUUUCAUCAAGGAUCUCUCUGUACUUUAUGGCGUUCAUCUUUCCUUCGAUCCUGACUAGUCUCCCAGUCCCUGCCGCUGAAAAACAUCCCCACAGCAUGAUGCUGCCACCACCAUGCUUCACUGUAGGGAUGGUAUUGGCCAGGUGAUGAGCGGUGCCAGGUUUCCUCCAGACGUGACGCUUGGCAUUCAGGCCAAAGAGUUCAGGAUUGGUUUCAUCAGACCAGAGAAUCUUGUUUUUCAUGGUCUGAGAGUCCUUUAGGUGCCUUUUGGCAAACUCCAAGCGGGCUGUCAUGUGCCUUUUAUUGAGGAGUGGCUUCUGUCUGGCCACUCUACCAUUAAGGCCUAAUUGUUGGAGUAAUGCAGAGAUGGUUGUCCUUCUGGAAGGUUGUCCUAUCUCCACAGAGGAACUCUGGAGCUCUGUCAGAGUGACCAUCGGGUUCUUGGUCACCUCCCUGACCAAGGCCCUUCUCCCCUGAUUGCUCAGUUUGGCCGGGCGGCCAGCUCUACUAAGAGUCUCAGUGGUUCCAAACUUCUUCCAUUUAAGAUUGAUGGAGGCCACUGUGUUCUUGGGGACCUUAAAUGCUGCAGAAAUGUUUUGAUACCCUUCCCCAGAUCUGUGCCUCCACACAAUCCUGUCUCGGAGCUCUACGGACAAUUCCUUCGACCUCAUGGCUUGGUUUUUGCACUGUCAACAGUGGGACCUUUAUAUAGACAGGUGUGUGCCUUUCCAAAUCAUGUCCAAUCAAUUGAAUUUACCAAAGGUGGAUUCCAAUCAAGUUGUAGAAACAUCUGAAGGAUGAUCAAUGGAAACAGGAUACACUUUGUAGCAAUAUUGAUGUUACUCAUAUAGAUGUUACACAGGAAACGGAAACCAGUUGGGACUUACUGUAUGAAUGUGCGGGUUGACAACAUGCCUAGUAAAGUUUGCUUAACUAUAUAUCUUUGUCUGUCGUGACUACAACGCAAAGCAUAUUAAAACAUGGUGGCAGCGGUACUCAAAAGAACCUGGAUCUCAUCGAUGUAAAGGAAGAAUACAUCCCAGGCGGCAGUUUGAAAAAGUGCCGCAUUUACAGGCUAGUCAUCGCGCCGAACGUUAACGUUAGCUAGCUAUCGUAUCCAAUAGCUAGCUGGCUAUUGGAUACAAGCAGAUUUGUGAGUAGCUAACGUUCCAUUCUACGAAUAAAUCGCCAUGGAAAAUGCACUGAAACCUCCGGGAAAAAUAGACUUUGAUGAUUGUAAUUUAGCACUGAACUGGAAAAGAUGGAAAGAGGAAUUCAAUUUGUACAUGGCUCUUACAAUGAGAGAAAAACCUGAGGAUUACAAAGUGAAGCUACUGUAUUAUCUCAUUGGGGAAAAGGCAGAGAGAUUUGUGAGACUCUAUGUGUGGGCAGUACAAAAUACAAUAUCUCUGUUGAGGAAGUAAUUGCAGCACUGGAUGCAUUUUGUGAUCCCAAGAAAAAUGAAACAAUUGAGAGAUAUAAUUUUUUCAUGCGAAGUCAGGGCCAAGAUGAGAGUUUAGACAAAUAUCUCACUGAAUUGAGGACUCUAGUGGCCACCUGCAACUUUGGAGUAAUCACAGACUCUCUUAUCAGGGACAGGAUUGUGUGUGGCACAUGUGACCCACACUUAAGAGAGCGCUUACUCAGAGAGACUGAUCUCAGUUUAGAGAAAUGCAUACAGAUUGGAAGAGCUGCAGAACAGUUCAGACAGAGAGCUAAAGUCAUAAAUGUGCAGGGCCCUGUAGCAGUGCAUGCAGUAACACAGAAAGAUAGACAGAGAGGGAGAGGAGACCCUACAGAGGGACAGAGCAUUAUACAAUGCAGAUACUGUGGACGGACACAUGAGAGGAAAAAGGAAAAAUGCCCUGCAUAUGGACAAAAAUGUCAAACCUGUGGAAAAAACAAUCACUUCUCUACGGUUUGCAAAAGUGCAGGGACCAGCAAGAGAAACAGAGUCCUGGCAAUGGAAAAUGCGUUAGCUGACUCAGAGAGCGAUGAGGAUGUUUUCUGCAUCACACUAGGGCCAAAGUCAGAGAGCAUCAACGUGGUGCAGGAGAAAACCACAGACCCCAAUGCAGCUCGUUUUGCAACCAUGCUGGUCAACAAAAAGUCAGUCAGAUUUCAGCUAGAUUGUGGUGCUAGUUGUAAUGUUAUCCCUGCAAACCUCAUAAAAGCCAGUCACCUAGAGCCCUGCAGUCAGGUAUUGGUGAUGUAUAACAAGAGUACUCUGACGCCACUGGGGAAGUUUACACUUAAAGUGAUCAAUCCACGCAAUAAGAAAACCUACCGAGUUGAGUUCAUCGUAGUCAACAAGAAUGUGCACAGGCCCAUUCUAGGCAGUAAGGCUAUCCAGGCAAUGGAGUUGAUUACUGUGCAGCAUCACAACAUCCUGGCCAUCGAGAAAACAACAGGAUCCUGGACUAAAGAGCAAAUUAAACAAGAGUACUCUGAUGUAUUCCAGGGAGAUGGAUGCUUAUCCGGCAAACUGAAGCUGGAAGUGGAUGAACGAGUGGAGCCCGUCCAGCUGCCAAAGAGAAGAGUGCCAGUAGCACUAUAUAAACCACUUAAAGAGGAGCUCAGUGGUCUAGAGAAAAGAAGGAUGAUAAUUAGCAGCCUGAUCGUAGUGAAGAAACCGUCUGGAAUACUAAGAGUGUGCAUUGAUCCGAAACCUCUCAACAAGGCGCUCAAGAGGAGCCAUUACCCACUUCCCACUAUUGCAGACGUGCUGCCUGAUCUGAACAGAGCACGCGUGUUCUCUGUUUGUGAUGUAAAAAAUGGAUUUUGGCAUGUGGAACUGGAGGAGGAAUCCAGCAAUCGCACCACGUUCUCUACUCCCAUGGGACGCUACAGGUGGCUGCGCAUGCCAAUUGAAAUCAGUCCAGCCCCAGAGAUCUUUCAGAGGAAGUUGAACCAGGCAAUGGAAGGUCUUCCAGGAGUCAAAAUCAUUGCAGAUGACAUCCUGAUUGUGGGAGAAGGAGACAACGAUGAAGCGGCGACUCUGGACCACGACAAAAACCUGAAAAUGCUCCUGGACAGAUGUAGGAAGCUCAAUAUCAAGCUGAAUCCGGAGAAGCUGCAGCUCAGGCUGAAGGAAGUGCCCUACAUUGGCCACCUGCUAACAUCAGAGGGGUUGAAAGUGGACCCAGGAAAAGUGACAGCCAUUAAACAGAUGCCUAGGCCUACAGAUGUGCAGGGGGUGCAGCGCUUCCUGGGCAUGGUAAACUACCUAGCCAAGUUCUGCAGCCACGCCACGGAGCUCUGCGAGCCACUGCGACAGCUAACACACAAGGACUCACUUUGGGAGUUGUCAGAGAGACAUGAGCAGGCUUUCAAUCAAAUCAGGGAUGCCAUUGCACAGACCCCUGUGCUGAAAUACUGCAACCCAACAGAGCAGCUUGUACUACAGUGUGACGCUUCAGAGAGUGGGUUAGGAGCAGCCUUAAUGUAGGGAGGACAACCAAUAGCAUACGCCAGCAGAGCCCUGACAGAGACUGAAAAAGGGUAUGCACAGAUAGAGAAGGAGCUGCUUGCAGUGGUGUUUGGCAUGGAGAGGUUCCACCAAUUCACAUAUGGACGAACUGUGGAAGUGCAGUCAGAUCACAAGCCUCUAGAGAGCAUCAUGACAAAGCCUCUCCUCAGCGCACCAAAAAGACUACAACGCAUGCUCAUGAGACUCCAAAACUAUGAGGUCAGUCUCCGAUACGUUCUGGAAAACAUGUGGUUCUGGCCGACACCCUGAGCAGGGCAUACCUCACAGAACAAGACAACAGAGGCCCUGUGGAGGUCGAAGUGGAAUCAAUCAAUAUGAUACACUACCUCCCUGUGUCAAGCAAGAGACUAAAGCACAUCCAGAGAGCCACUGAGCUGGAUCGGGAGCUCCAGACACUGAAAAAUGUGAUCCUGCAGGGGUGGCCUGAAGUGAAAGGACAUGUACCCUUGGAAGUAGCCAUGUAUUUUCACAACAGAGAUGAGCUGAGUGUGCAAAAUGAAGUUAUCUUCAGAGGUGAGCGAGUCGUUGUGCCUACUGCCCUCAGGUCAGAGAUAAUGCAGAGAAUCCAUUCCUCACACAUAGGAACAGAGGGAUGUCUGAGAAGAGCUCGCGAGUGUGUCUACUGGCCAGGCAUGAAUGCACAGCUGUGAACAUACAUAGUACAAUGUAGUACCUGCACAGCAUGGGGUAUGAAGCAGCAGAAAGAAACGUUGAGGCCCCAUGAAGCACCAAAGCGUCCCUGGGAAUAAAUAGGGACUGACCUGUUCCAGUUCAACGACAGAGACUACAUGGUCACAGUUGAUUAUCUCUCCAACUUCUGGGAAGUGGACCAUUUGGAGAACACACAGUCGAAAACGGUCAUUCGAAAACUGAAGACACACUUUGCACGCUAUGGGAUACCUGACAUCCUUUACUCAGACAAUGGUCCCCAGUACUCUUCAGACGAGUUCCGAAGUUUCAGCAAGGCUUGGGACUUUACACACAAAACAUAGUCUCCAGGAUACUCGCAAAGUAAUGGGAAAGUGGAAUCGGCAGUGAAAACAGCCAAAAGACUGAUGGCAAAAGCAAAGAGAGCAGGUGCUGACCCAUACCUGGCCAUGCUGGAUCACAGAAAUACCCCGUCACAAGGAACAGACAGCAGCCCUGCAAUGGUGCUCAUGGGUUGACGUACAAAGACACUACUUAUAAUGAGUGAAAAUCUUCUGAGACCGGGGAUGGUAAACUGUCAGCUGGAGAACUUCAAAGAAAGACAGCAGAAACAGGUGAAGUACUACGACACCUCUGCUAAGGAUCUUACAGAGCUGCAUCGAGAUGACAGGGUGAGAGUUCAGCCAAUCACAGGACAGAAACACUGGUGGCAGAGGGCCACAGUAGUCAGACCAGUGGAGCAAAGGUCCUAUGAGGUGAAGACAGAACAGGGACAAGUCUUCAGGAGGAACAGGCGACACCUGAGGAAGAGCAGAGAAAUAGAGGAGGAUUUCCCCACUGUUGAGGAGCCUGGCACAGAGCCAGUAAACAGAGCACCAGCUGACACCCAGCAGGGUGCUGAACACAACCUAGAGGUGGACGCUGCACCUCAACAAGUAGAUCCAAACAUCUCAGGUCAAGCACCUCCUGAUGUAAUCAACACUCCCCACACAAGGUCUGGUAGGGCCAUCCGAAGACCUAUACACCUGAAAGACUUUGUGGGAAGGUAAAAAUAAUAAUAAUUAAUGGACAGUCAGAGACAGUAAACAAACAUUCAGUUCACGUUCCAGUUUAUUGCAGACAUGGACUACAAGCCAAAGUUAGGUGGAGUCUGCCUUUGUUGUAAAAAUAAAAAAAAAUAAAAAAAAUAAAGAGAACAUGUAGCAAUAUUGAUGUUACUCGUAUUGAUGUUACACAGGAAACGGAAACCAGUUGGGACUUACUGUAUGAAUGUGCGGGUUGACAACAUGCCUAGUAAAGUUUGCUUAACUAUAUAUCUUUGUCUGUCGUGACUACAACGCAAAGCAUAUUGAAACACACUUGAGCUCAAUUUCGAGUCUCAUACAAAGGAUCUGAAUACUUAUGUAAAUAAGGUAUUUCGUUUUUUUUUUGUUUUUUUAAUGUGCAAAAAUGUCAACCUGUUUUCGCUUUGUCAAUAUGGGGUAUUGUGUGUAGAUUGAUUGGGAUUUUUUUUUAUUGAAUCCAUUUUAGAAUAAGGCUGUAACGUAAUAAAAUGUGGAAAAAGUGAAGCGGUCUGAAUACUUUCCGAAUGCACUGUAUACACUGUUUUCAUUUGCAUACAUGACAAAAUGUAUAUAAAGGGGUGGAACUGGGCUGCAACCACCAAAAACUUGCCCUGUCUCUUAUACCUGUGGCUAGACUGCCUCAUUAAUUAUUAAUUACUGUUGUUGUCAUGUAUUCUUGCAUAAUUCAACAAGUGUGUCAAGAGAAGGAUACUAUGCGAUUUAAAAUCAAAACGCCUGGCUCUAAAUUACACCUAUCAAUACAUACUUUACAUUAUUUGCGAAAUCAGACAUAAUUUAACUUUAAUCCAAGUGUUCAUUUUCUGAAGUUGCUUUUAUUUCAGCGCAUCUAAUUUGUAAAGAUUUCAACUGUAUUAAAUCAUUACUUUUUACAAUUGCGCAAAAAAUCAACACCCAUCAACAUAAAGUUAACUUUCUUCUCUUUCUUGUGAUGUAAGUGUCGAGACGGUGCGUUUAAUCUCAGACGAAGCAUUCUUAUAGAUGCAACGGAAAGCCAAUGUAAUCCAUUGAGCUCAUUUCAGCCAUUACCGGAGUGUGUUUGAUGGGUAAUUACACGUUUUUGCAGUCGUUACGUUAAGGGAAAAAAACAAUGACACAAGCAAGAGUGGGAAAGAGUCACCUGAGUAAAAUGAAAGCAAUCAAUCCAGCGACAUGAUUUAAGUGACAAGUGGAUUUUGCACCCCCCAAACACAGGAAAUAGAUGUCUGAAAAGGAGAGAUCCUUAGGUGGGCGGGGCAUGGGCUUUGCUACUUAUAUUAGCAUACAGCUUGCAUUUUUCUAAACACUGAUCGUUCCACCCCAAUUUUAAUUUUGUACAGUUCAUUGAAUAAUUCUUGACAUAUUCUGAUAGAUGCAACCCUUUCAAAUGCUUUUGACUUCUCAUGCCACUUUUACUUCAUAAAGUACAGAGUAACUCGGUCAAUGUUAAUAUGGGUGUCUGUGUGUUCAGACUCUCUUUUAGGAAGCUCUCCACGGCCAGAGACAGAGAAAGGGAUGGGACAGCCUGUGACAGAAGAGACUAUCCCACCCUCUGACCGAGCUCCUAGCCCUGUACAGACAGGAGAGUCAGCGACUGGGCUGGAUAGUGAGAGUGAGAGUGAGAGUCUAGACUCUGUACUGGGAGAGGAACAGAAACAGACUGGCAGAGUGCUAACUAUACUGAUCAGUUCAGAGCAAGGAUCAAGCUCUACGAACUAUGAGGAGAAGGAAGAGGAGGAGGAGAAGGAACAGACUGUAACUAAUUUAGAUUAUAAUGGAGAUUGUGACGAGCAGACGGAACAGACCGAGCAGUCAGAGGGGAGGGAACAGUCAGACAGUGAGGGGGAAUCUGAGAUGAUAGAACUCUUAGAGCACCUGUUUGAGCCAGCUGAACUGAAAGAACUGUCAGAACUCACAGAGAAGUCUGAACACAGUGGGCAGUCAGAGCCUAACCACACAGAACAGAGUGAAUACAAAGACAACACAGAGACAACAGAGCAGCAAGAAGAGUCUGAGAAACUUGUAGAGUCCGACCAGGUAGAGCAUUCAAAUCAGUCAGGGGAGGAAGAACAUCAAACUGAAGAGGCCCAUUUACAACCUGCAGAACACUCAGAACAAUCAAAAGAAUCAGAGCAGAUGGAACAGUCAGAGCAGACAGAAUGUUUAGAAUCAAAACAAUUGCAACAGACACAACAUUCUGAGCAAACAAUGCACUCAGAGCAGACAGAAUUUUCAGUGCAGAUGGAACCACAGACAGAACCAUCAAAGCAGAUGGAACACUCCGAAGAUUCUGAGCAGUCAAAACAAUCAGGGGAGACGGAACAGUCAGAACAGACAGAACAGUCAGAGCAGACGGAACAGUCAGAGCAGACGGAACAGUCAGAGCAGACGGAACAGUCAGAGCAGACGGAACAGUCAGAGCAGACGGAACAGUCAAAGCAGACGGAACAGUCAGAGCAGACGGAACAGUCAGAGCAGACGGAACAGUCAGAGCAGACGGAACAGUCAGAGCAGACGGAACAGUCAGAGCAGACAGAACAGUCAGAGCAGACGGAACAGACAGAGCAGACGGAACAGUCAGAGCAGACGGAACAGUCAGAGCAGACAGAACAGUCAGAGCAGACGGAACAGACAGAGCAGACGGAACAGUCAGAGCAGACGGAACAGUCAGAGCAGACGGAACAGUCAGAGCAGACGGAACAGUCAGAGCAGACGGAACAGUCAGAGCAGACGGAACAGUCAGAGCAGACGGAACAGUCAGAGCAGACGGAACAGUCAGAGCAGACGGAACAGUCAGAGCAGACGGAACAGUCAGAGCAGACGGAACAGUCAGAGCAGACGGAACAGUCAGAGCAGACAGAACAGUCAGAGCAGACAGAUAACAAACCAGUACAUUCAAAGCAGUUAGAACUACGUUUUGUUGAACAGUCAGACCAUACAGAAGAGCAGAAACACUCAGAGAUUGAACAGCCAGCGCAGACUGCACUGACUGAAUUGACAGAAGAGGAUGAGCAGACAGAGCAUUCCAAGCAGGUAGAACAAUUGGAACCGAAAGAGUAUACAGAGGAUUCAUGUUUGCUGCCCAGGGAAGGAAGUGGAGAGCAAAUCGAGUCUCAGGUACAGCAAACGGAGGCCUCAGAACCAGUGGUGGUCCAUAUGAAUGGUGGAGGUUUGGACAGGGAGAGGGCCUGCAGGCUGGCUGAAAGACUCUACAGGCUGGAUGGGAUCCACAAGACAGACGUGGUCAAACACCUAGACAAAGAGUAAGAACUAAAGGCUGCAAAACACGGAGUGGCCAAACUUUACAUUACAUGGGUCUUAUGCAGUAUGUUCAGAGUUUUUUUUCUCAGAAUGUGUCACCUUGAAUCAUGAACUUGACCUGUCCUUGUUUCUCUGCCCCUCUCUAAUUCAGCAAUGUCUUUAGCCAAGCUGUUGGGGAGGAGUACCUUAAGUUCUUUGACUUCACCGGUCAGAGUCUGGACCAAGGCCUGAGGUAAGUCCUUCACACUUUCUGUGGUCCUCUGUAGCUCAGCUGGUAGAGCAAGGCGCUUGUAACGCCAAGGUAGUGGGUUCGAUCCCCGGGACCACCCAUACACAAAAAAAAUAAAAAUAAUGUAUGCACGCAUGACUGUAAGUCGCUUUGGAUAAAAGCGUCUGCUAAAUGGCAUAUUAUUAUUAUUAUAUUUCUCUUAGUUCACUAUAAUAGUAACAAGUAUUGCUCUUAAAUUAACAUCUUCCAUUGAUAAAUCAUCUUCUACUUCCUCUAUUUUGCCCGCCUCUCCCAGGUCUUUCCUGAGGGUGGUGGUGCUAAUCGGUGAGACCCAGGAGAGAGAGCGAGUACUGCAGCAUUUCUCCUGUCGCUUCCAGCAGUGCAACCCUCACACCUUCUCCUCUUCAGGAGAAGUACUCACACUCACCUGUGCUGUGAUGCUUCUGAACUCUGAUCUGCAUGGACAGGUGAGUCCCCACUGCAGUGAUGAAAUACUGUGGCAAACAUGCAGAUAUUCAGGCCUUUCACUGAAAGGAAAUGGUGUUGAGGAAAUGGUGUUGUGGGAUAUGUACACAUUUAAACAUCAUGUUUGUGUGUCUGUCCUCAGAAUGUGGGUAAAGCCAUGUCUGUGUCCAGCUUCAUCUCCAACCUGGAUGGGAUGAAUGUGGAUGAGAACUUCAGCAAGGAGCUGUUAAAGGUAAGAUUAUACUCCUCAUUCCACACCUACUCAAUAUUUCAGUACAGACUGUUAAGUGUCCUUAUGUAAGACUUAAGUGUCCUUUCAGUGUCCUUCUUUCUCUUGUUUCUUUCUCAGGCUCUCUACAACUCCAUUAAGAACGAGCCUCUGGAAUGGGCAGUGUAAGUAGUCUGAUUUAAGAACAAGGAAGUGGGUAACAUUAUUCUAAACUAUUUACCACCAGCUGUUCAGUAUCCCUUUGUCCCCAAUGCUGAUGUACAAACUGUAAGCCUUCCUGUUGCUUUCCCCAAUAUAUUUGGAUUUCAUUUCACCUCUCAUAUUUGAAUUCCUCUUUUAUUUAAUCUCCAUUGCUUCUUCAUUCCUCCCCUCCCCUCUCUAUAUGCCCUGUGCAGUGAUGAGAAGGAACUGAAGAGCUCCAUGCUGUUGGCGGAGGACGCUAAAGAGGACGCACCCUUGCGCUCCAAGAGCAACCCGUUCCAAGAUGUGCCUCAUGACAAGAAGGCCACAGUGUUCAAACAGGGCUUUCUCAAUCGCAAGACCCACGCUGACAUCGAUGGCAAACGCAGUGAGUUGGAUUGUGACACUGUUUGCACAAAAACAUAGGAACUAAAAUGUCAGGGCAAUGAACCGUGUACAAUAGCAUCAUAGUGUUUUGAUUAAUCUUUUGAUGAUUCAUCAGUCUGACUAAAUUAUUUAGUGUGUGAGUGUGUUUGAGAAGAAUCCUUUGACCUCAGGAGUGAUGUAAUGUAACUGUGUCUGACAGCUCCUUGGGGGAAGAGAAGCUGGAAGACCUUCAAUGGAGUGCUGAAGGGAAUGGUCCUCUACUUACAGAAGGUUAAAGUCAUCUCCUCCUCCUCCUCUUUCUUGUCAACUCCUCCUUUUCCAUACUUUCCAUUGCACGGCCUCUUGAUAAUGUCCAGGAUGCCUUUCACACUAAUCCCUCACUGCUUGUUACCUUGUCCAACCCCCCACCCCCACAGGAUGAGUAUAAGAUGGCAGAGUGGCAGAGUACAGAGGAGGUGGUCAGUGUGCACCAUGCCCUGGCAGAGCGGGCAGCAGACUACACCAAGAGACCACAUGUCUUCCGUCUGCAGACCGCCGAUUGGAGGGUCUUCCUCUUCCAGGCCUCGUGAGUCUACUGUGUGUGUGUAUGGUAGCGGUUGUGUCAGAGAGAGACAGGAACUAUAUGUAGUAUUGGAAUUGUGAAUCUACGUUUGUUACGCAUGGGACUAAUAUGUUUGAUGGUGUGAAGGAACAAACAAAUGAAUCAGGAUGCAACAGUCCAAUAAUCCCAUGACUUUGUCUUUAAUUCACAUAAUAUGUUCUUAUACAGAAUAUAAAACUAAUAUUAGAUAUAUGUUAACUAAUACAGUGUAUUCUAUGUACAUGGACUUAUUGUUGUCCUCAGCUCCACAGCAGAGAUGAACUCAUGGAUCAACCGUAUUAACUUGGUGUCAGCCCUGCACUCCUCUCCUCCCUUCCCUGCUGCCGUGGGCUCUCAGAGGAGGUUCUGCAGACCCAUCCUGCCUGCCUCCCAGUCUGCUCACAAACUGGUACUGUACUCACCAUACACUCUCGCACUCUUGGUUCACUCCCCAGAGUCCCUGUUGCUUUGUUUUCUAAUCUAGUGCAUUGUCUUCAUCUUUGUAAAUUGUGAUAUUUAGGGGUAUAGUAGUACUUUGACACUGUAUGUGCUAUAGUUGUGCUGAGGCAAGUAGGGUAAUCUGAUCCUAGAUCUGUGUUUAGGGAUCCUAGAUCUGUGGUUAGGGACACCUUCUACCUGGUGUGUUGUGAGCCUGUUCACUGAGCCUGGCUCUCUGCUGCCCCCUGCAGGAGAGACAGCUGCAGUCCCAUGCUCGCAUGCUGCUGUCCUUCCAGGAGGACCUGGCCUACCUGCAGCAGAGUCUCCCUGAGAGCCGCAGGGCCAAGGCCAAGGAGCUGGAGGAACACCGAGUCAGAGAGGAGUACCUGCAGCAUGAGGUGUGUGAGAGGGGGAUGAGUGUGUCGGUGUGGGUUUGUGUGUGUGAGUAUGUUCUUGUUUGGUCUCUAACUCACAAUCCCUCUGACCCCACCUCUCCCUACAGAAAUGUCGCUACGAGGCCUACAUCCAGAUGCUGGAGGCCUGGAAGGGUUUGAACCAGUCAGUCGACACUGAGGUGGGAAACAGCGAGCUCAACCUGUUUGACAGAGCUGUGUGUAAGGACACAGUGGAUGAGGAGGGGGAGGAGGGAACCCUGAAGAAGUCCCAUUCCAGCCCCUCCCUGGAUCUGGAGAUGGCCUCACCCCACGUGGUCAAAGUCAAACGCAACAUCUCGGAAAGACGGACCUAUCGCAAGAUCAUCAUACCGCGACGCAACCAGGACAUAUGAGAACAGGUGCCCAAAAGUGAUGCACACAUGACUCUUACAUGAGUUUUUAAUAGCUCUUUUUAGGACAUAGACACAAUGUGUUACUUCCAAGCACUGUCAUUUUUCAUUUUCAGCUUGCAGUUAUUUAGCAAGAAGGCAAAAGUCAAUCUCAGGGAACUUGCUUGAGUCCUUUUCUUUGUUACAUUUGCUUUACAUAAAAGUAUUUUAGUUCAUAUUUGUGCACUUUCAACUUAACAAAAUUUAAUUAAACCUCAGAAGUCAAUGCUCCUUGCUGAGACAGGUGAAGAAGAGUGAUAAUGUUUGUCUCUGAAUUAUUUUAUUCCCUUUAAAACUCACAUGGACACUACACCUCUGAAUUUUCUGUGAUAUGUUGAGAUUCCUGUUUAUUUCUAUUAGAAAGGGAUCUGCAAUUACAAAAUGUUACUUGUUUGCUCCAUAUGGUCUAUAUGCAGUGUGCAAUUAUAACCUCAAGAGGGUGCUAUACAACAGCAUAUUACACAUGAAGGCACAUACAGUUUGACAAAUCAUCAAAAUUAUGUCAAUAUGCUCAUUUUUGUUAUGCAUUCUUGUAUCUUUUAUGUAAUUUUAUAUAAACAUACUUUGAUUGCAUCUCCAUGAAAGAUUAACACUACUGUAACAUUUCACUAUAAGUAUCACAAUUAUUUUCUGAGAACAGAGAAGGUUAUGAUAGUUCAUUUAUAUCAAUCCCAAUUAGACUUUUUGAGUUUAGUUCAAUUAUCCAUCCCAAUUCUUCGAGCUGCCAGUCACAUAUGCCCUUGUGGUAAUAGGAAUGGCAUAAAGGGAAUUAAUAGCAGACAAAGACAACUUUUUGAUCUCUC
Coregonus sp. 'balchen' is the source of this 16353-nucleotide messenger RNA. NCBI's taxonomy places the organism in Eukaryota, Metazoa, Chordata, Actinopteri, Salmoniformes, Salmonidae. The record is from the annotation of a GenBank genome assembly.